CGGCAAUCCAUUCUCCUUUUAAUCUUCCUCUUCCGCCAGCGAUCGAAGUUGCGCCAUCAAAGCUGGUUAUGCAUGGCGCGCUGCUCCACUGUCGCUUGACGGCGUAGUACAGAACGAUAAAACGAAAUUUUGUCUUCUCCGUCGUGUCUUCGGGAUCAGAUCUAAUAGUUGGCGCCUUGGUUUGCUCAGAUUUGUUUCGUUGUGCUGAAUUGGGCGAUGGUUUUGAGGAGAAUUUAGGGGGAUUCUGUCUUAGGGUUUUUGGGGCGGGCACAUUCUUCGCUGGUGGGGGAAUGGAGAACGGGAGGAGAUCUGGCCAGCCGUCGGGGUACUUAGUGAAGAGCAAGGGGCCUUCGGGGUGUUUGAUUGUGAGGAAGAAAGGGAGUGAUGGCGUGGGAGGGGCGGGUUCUUCCGGUUCGAGGAGGCUUUUUGAAUCGAAGAAGGAGAAGAAGAGGCCGAGGUUGGAUUUCAGCGAUUCCGGGUCCAGUGACGAGCUGUUAAUGCGUUCACAGCCAAGGUUGGCGCCUGAUACUUCUCGGAUUCGUAAUGGCGUGAGUGGUUUUGAUGCGGGCGUUGAGGGCAAGAGUGGGGUUGCUAGGAAGAGGAGCAAGGGAGAGGGUGGUAGGCGUAGUGAGAUGGAUGGCAUUGUCAGGGAUAGUUUGAUUGACCGGACGAGGACCAGGUUAGAUGUGUAUGAUUUAGAUGAUCAUGAAGGUAGGCGGGGUGGAAUUGAUAGUCGGAGGUUUUAUGGCUCAAUGUCUGUGGGUAGAGGUAGCAUUGAAAGAGAUUACGAUUCUGGUUCAAGUAGAGAUGCUCUUCGUGGGAAUAGACAGGCUUCGUAUUUCGAGAGGGCUAGUGGUUUCACUCGGGGCAAUCCUUCUGCUAGGGAGGGAGUUCGGCUGCCGGCUCCAGUUCUGAGGGAUGACUAUGAAUCAGAGCAACCAAUUCGGGUUCAAGGUAAAAAUGGAGUUUUAAAGGUUAUGGUGAACAAGAAAAAAAAGUUUGGUGGGUCUCUCAAUGGUCACAGUGCCAUGGAGCUUGAGGAAGUAAGGAAGGCUGUGAGGACUAAAGAAUUUUCCAACAAGAACGUUCUUAUGCACCCUUCAUAUUACACGGAGUCUAAAAUGAUUGACAAAGCAAUUCCAUGUAUUGGCAGAGAGAAGAAACCGAUGAAUCUGCUGAAUUCGAUGAAAAGUGAAGAAGAUAAUGUGAGUGACCAGGACUCUGGUGAUAGUGGUAUUUUGUUGACAAAGAAAGGAAAUAUGAGAGCCAAGUUUGCAGAACCUAGCAAUUCCCAGAAGAUGCUGUUCUCUACAAAGGCAAGUGUGAGCACUGGCAUGAAUUCUGAUGACAGUGAUACUUCCUUGAAGCUGCGACCAAAGAGCAGUGGAGGUCUUAGAUCAAGAUCGGGGACAAGCGUUGGCGAUGAGAAAACCACGCCUGGUAAGCUCCUACCAAGCAAAGUCAAUGAAGGCAAACUUAAGCGUGGUUCUGGCACUGAAAAGCAAAAGUUGCGUGAAAGAAUUAGGGGGAUGCUUGUAGAUGCUGGCUGGACAAUAGAUUACAGGCCUAGGAGGAACAGGGACUAUUUGGAUGCAGUUUACAUAAGCCCUGCAGGAACUGCUUACUGGUCCAUCAUCAAGGCGUAUGACGCACUUCUUAAGCAGUUGAAUGAAGAUGAAGAGGUUGUAAAGGCUAAGGUGGAAUGUUCUCAAAUUACACCAUUACCAGAUGAGCUACUCAGCCAACUUACAAGGAAUACUAGGAAGAAGAUGGAGAAGGAAAUGAGAAAGAAACAAAGAGACAGCCGCCAGAGUGAGAAUGCAAGCGAAGCUUUAGCGCGGAAGGCGUCAAGCAGCAGGUAUGAUGAGGAGAGUAUGGACAGCCAUAGUCAGGAAGAGAAAUUGAGCUCAUUCAUAAAGCAAAGUGGCAAUUCAAUUAAGGGUAAAUUGCAUUGUAAUAGUUCCACCAGUGUAACCUCUAAGGGUCACCAUUCGAUGCAUACUUUGCAUGUCAACGGUGACAAAUUUUCCUCUGGACACAAUAGUCACCAUGGCAGGAAAAGCAGAAAAUUAGGUAGAUGCACCUUACUAAUCCGGAGAUCAAACCAGGGUCUGAACUCAGAUGGUGAUGGUUUUGUACCUUAUACUGGGAAAAGAACACUGCUCUCUUGGCUAGUUGACUCUGGAGCUGUGCAGUUGAGUCAAAAGGUGAGAUACAUGAAUAGGAGGCGAACCAAAAUUUUGUUGGAGGGCUGGGUAACACGAGAUGGCAUCCAUUGUGGCUGCUGUAGUAAAAUCCUUACAGUUUCAAAGUUCGAGAUCCACGCAGGAAGUAAACUUCGACAACCCUUUCAAAAUAUAUAUCUGGACUCUGGGGUUUCCCUUUUGGAUUGCCAGAUUGAUGCAUGGAAUAGGAAAGAGGCUUCUGAGAACAUUGGUUUUCACUCGGUGGAUAUUGAUGGCGAUGAUCCAAAUGAUGAUACUUGUGCUCUUUGUGGUGAUGGUGGGGAUUUGAUAUGCUGUGAUGGUUGUCCAUCUACAUUUCAUCAGAGCUGCCUGGGCAUUGAGAUGCUGCCUCCGGGUGUUUGGCGUUGCCCAAAUUGUACAUGCAAGUUCUGUGGGUUGGCCAGUGACAAUCUUGUUGAUGAAGAUGAUCCAACUGUUUCGGCUCUUCCGACGUGCAGCCUCUGUACCAGAAAAUAUCAUGAAUCAUGCAUCAAGGAUAUGGAUGCUGCUACUGUUGAAGGUGAUAGUUCUAAAUCUUGCUUCUGUAGCCAAAAAUGCAGAGAGCUCUUUGACCAAUUGCUAAAGUAUCUGGGCGUCAAACAUGAGCUGGAAGCAGGAUUUUCAUGGUCUCUUAUUCGGAGAACAGACUUUGACCUGGAUAUAUCUCUUCAGGGACUUCCUCAGAGGGUAGAGGGGAAUUCAAAGCUUGCUGUGGCUUUCUCUGUUAUGGAUGAAUGCUUUUUGCCAAUAACUGACAGAAGGAGCGGGAUCAACUUGAUCCAUGGUGUUCUUUAUAAUUGUGGGUCAAACUUCAAUCGACUCAACUACAGUGGAUUCUUUGCCUUGAUUUUGGAGAGGGGUGAUGAAAUCAUUUCUGCUGCAUCCAUAAGAUUGCAUGGGACAGAGUUAGCCGAAAUGCCCUUCAUCGGAACUCGCCACAUAUAUAGACGUCAGGGAAUGUGCAGGCGUCUUUUUAGUGCUGUUGAAUCGGUACUCCACUCAUUGAAGGUUGAGAAGCUAAUUAUUCCUGCGAUUUCUGAGCUAAUGCACACAUGGACGGAGGUAUUUGGGUUCACUAGCCUUGAUGAAUCCCUUAAGCAAGAUCUGAAGUCCAUGAAUACGAUGGUGUUCCCUGGUGUGGAUAUGCUUCAGAAACAGUUACUUCAGCAGGAACAUGUGGAGAAAAUGAACACUAAUGAAGGUGUGAAAGAGAUGGGAUCCAACGGUGAUAAAUGUAUGGACAAUGGUUCUGCGGAUAGUGGUUCAGCUGGAGAUUAUCUCAAUGAAAGUGACAGUGGUGGUCUCGAGCUUGAUAAUGGUGAAGCAAAAGUGGGAGAAUUGUCUAGGGAAAAAUCUGAUACAUCGGGUCUAGAUGCCUCUGCACACUCUACAAAGAGUUUCUUAGAUGCACCCCACAAGAUUAAGCAUAGCGUCAGCUCAGAUUCCGGACUAGUGGACAAGAAGUUGGAUAAAUCCAGAAUAUCCAAUCUGAAAUCAGCUGCUGGGGAGAAUGGCGAUAUCUCUUCUCAUGCUCAUCCCGAUAACCAGUUUCUUCUUCCCAUUUCUUCAGACAAUGUUUCUGGAAUGAGCGCUUCACCAGAUGCUUCUCAUGGGCAUAAACAACCCGUAAAUGGCGAGGAAGCUAAUUGUGUGGAUGAAUCAGCUUCUGUUGCUAACCAUUUGAGGAUGCCUAAUGUUACGAGCAGUCGGAGAGAAAAAGUCACAGAGGCGGUACACAACUUGGGGGAGAAUGGAACUGAUGAUGCCCAAGCGUUCAAUCUAUUAAGCGAGUCUACAUCCGAGGAUGAAUAUAAAGGUUCAUUCUCUACUGAACAGACUAAAUCCUCAAGUGAUUUCCAGAAAGACUCUGAGCCCACCAAUGUUGACGCUCCCCAGGAGGAAUAUCAAGUGGGGUCAGGCCUUGAAGCUACGAACCAUCCAGAAGCAAGUUAUGAGCAUGGUUUCGACACUGAUGCUAGUGAAGGUUACAAUGAUUGCUUGAUGAAAGAUUUACCAGAUCCAGCACUAUCAGUCUUUGCGAACGACCGAACAAUUUUUACCUCGUGGACGAUCUUCUCUUGGCCCCUCCAAUUGCUAAAAUACUCUCUAAUGGAUUCCUUGGCUGCGUCGGCGUUCUGUCUGAACUUGGCAUUGUCCUUGGGAUCCUCCUGCAGCGACUCUCACAGCAUCUUCACCACCUCUCUAGCCGAAUUCAGGCAAGGUCGUCGGGAUCCAGUACGGAGACAGACUGGAUAUUGCCGAAAUAGCACCGGCGAGCAAGACUCGCCGACGAGUCUCCGCAACUUGAUUCUGUCGCAGCUGCUUAUCUGUGAAAGCGACGAUGAAAUCGUCAUCUGGAAAUUCGAUUCGGAAGCAGGGAGUGGUAUGAACGGAAAGGCCGCAAAACUCGCGGCGGUCGGCGCCAUUGUUCUGCCGUCGAUUCCAGUUCGGCAGCUGGCUCCAAUCGCGCGCUUCAGGUCGGAUAUCUCAGCUUACGUCAUUUUCUUCUUCGAAUCUAUCCGAAUGGAAAUGGACAUAGCUGUUAUUUUGAGGAAUCGUGAAGGUCAAGAGACGAGAUCUCUCACUCGCGCUCCUCUUUCCUCUGCUGCCGUAAUUCAGACGCCGGUGAAUUUUGAUUCCAGCAAUCGGCGGCAGUUUUCCCGGUCUUGCAGGAAUCCUCUCCUAUUACCGGAUAUGACUAACAGCUCCCAGCAAAAAUCCUCUUCCUUGAAGCCUUCCUCCUAUGCUUCCGCGUCGCAGAGGAAAUCUCGCUGGGAGUCCUCUUCCUCCGCCGCUGCUGACGCCAGCAAUCCACCGUCGGGAUCGAAAUCCAACCUGCCUAAACCGGCUAAACCUCAUUCCAAUUCCAAACCCUCGCCGAAGCUGAAGACAGGGCCGUCUCCCAAGCCUACCGCUCCUCCGGAAGCUCUUGCUCCGCCACCAGGUGCAGCCUUCCCUUUCCCUGACUUCGGACCUCCUCCUACUCCCACCUAUGGCUUCCACAUGCUGGAAAGACGGACCAUUGUCCUUGCAGACGGUAGCGUUCGGUCCUACUUUGCUCUUCCCCCAGAUUACCAGAACCUCCCUCCUUCCCGUUUCGUGACCCCUCGUCAGCUUCCAACCGGCGGGGAUCUCAGAUUCCCGCCAAUGAGUCCUGAAGGUUUAGGGUUCCGUGAUGGCAAUCAGGGUCGAGAUCAAAACCACAGCGCCGCUAUGAAGAGGAAGCACGCUGGAGGAGGGGAGGACGAGUUCAAGUUCAGCGACAACCCGAACGGGUUUCAUUCAGCUGGGGCCGGGCCAAACAGUCCUUUUAUGAGGGGUGAUGAACUGAGGCCAGGGAAGUUUAUGAGGAUUGGUGGUGACAGCGCGGGAAUGAUCCAUAAGCACCUUGAAGUGGACCAGAACAAGCUAAAGACGGCUUUUCUACACUUCGCGAAAGUGAUUAAUGACAGUGAAGCAGAGAGAAGGCGUUAUUUAGAGAACGGCAAGCAUGGACGGAUACCUUGUGUCGCUUGCAACAGGUCGAAAGAUUUUCCAGAUGUGCAUGCUCUUAUAAUGCAUACAUACAACUCAGAAAAGGCUGAAUCUCGUGUGGAUCACUUGGGUUUACACAAAGCCCUGUGUGUUUUAAUGGGAUGGAACUUCACCAAGAUUCCUGAUAGUUCAAGGGCCUACCAGUUCCUACCUGCCCAUGAAGCAGCAGCAAACCAGAACGAUGUGAUUGUGUGGCCGCCUUUGGUGAUUAUUCAUAACACAGUUACAGGAAGGGGUAAAGAUGGGCGCUUGGAAGGUUUGGGAAAUAAAGUCAUGGAUGGCAAAAUAAGAGCUCUUGGAUUUCCAGGUGGCAAGUCCAAGUCACUGUAUGGAAGAGACGGUCAUCAAGGAAUGACGCUCGUAAAGUAUAGCGGUGACAUGUCAGGCUUGAAGGAGGCCGUGCAGCUGUCCGAUCAUUUUGCGGUGCAGAAUCAUGGGCGAAUCACAUGGGAACGUAUACAACCGGUGACUUUAGGCAGGGACGACGACGAGCGGAAUCCAAACUUCGUGAAGGUGGACCAUCGCAGUGGGGAUAAGACGAGGAUUCUGUACGGGUAUCUUGCCACAGCUGCUGAUCUUCACAGGUUGGAUUUCGAGACGCGGAGGAAGGUCACGAUUGAGAGCCUUCGAGAAUACCAGCAAGUCAGUCAUCCUCGUCCUCGAUAACAGGAUCACUCAGAGGUAACAAAGAGCUGUAUUCGAACUUUGAUAUUUAUCCCAUUUGCGAUUCAAAGGCACCGGUCUAUAAUCUGUGUGUUGGUCAAUGAUGAUCGUUGUAUUUUAUCAGAAUUUGAGGUGGUAUUUAGGAAUGACCAGAUUGCAUAGAGAGCUUCAGAUGUAUCAUCUUAAUUCAUUUCAUAAGCCUGCCUUUAGUUAGUCCUUAUCACUAAACGGGUGGUGCGUGGUG
Molecule: messenger RNA, 6666 nt
Organism: Linum tenue
Lineage: Eukaryota; Viridiplantae; Streptophyta; Magnoliopsida; Malpighiales; Linaceae
Source: the annotation of a GenBank genome assembly